This is a messenger RNA of Cephus cinctus (wheat stem sawfly), 1652 nucleotides long. RefSeq lists its product as uncharacterized. The record is from RefSeq and is a predicted model, not a curated record. Lineage: Eukaryota; Metazoa; Arthropoda; Insecta; Hymenoptera; Cephidae. Bases 206 to 808 code for a protein of 200 amino acids. The transcript has 3 exons.
UUAAAUUGAAUAAACAAAAUUUUCGUUACCUCGUUAAAAAAAACAUACUCAAGCAUAACGCUGUUCUGUUGUCUCUUGAUCCAUUGUUAAAAAUGUUCAGAGCACACACUGUUAUUCAGUAAAAAAAAUACCAACAAAAAUAUAAAAAUAAAAGUUUCUUAGGUCAAGUAUAACUCGUAUUAUAAAAAAUUAGUUCACAAUUAAGAUGCCUAAUAGAAACAUGUUAAAAACCCAAACCACUUCUCGUUUACCGGCAUUGCAAUCAUCUUUCAUGGGAGCGUAUCCUCCCACUAAGACUCAUGCUACGUCAUACAAUGGAGGCAUCAUUAAUUAUUUUCAAAAAUACAGGAAUGAAGUACUAUCCAGAUUUUCGAUGCCAUCGUAUGAUUGGGGAAGUUCUCGCAAAGUGACGUAUGUACCAAGACCUGAAUUAGUAUCAGCAAUCGGGGUUCAUAAAUAUGAAAAAUCCUUGGCAAUACCAAUAAAUAAUAUCACAACUAUAGAUGCUGGACGUAUGAGAGAGGUUGAUGAACUGUAUAAGGGAGUGCAGAUGCAUCGCCAACAAUAUAAGGAUCACACGAGAAAACUACAUCCUUUAGAUUUCUUCAGGUCUAAUGAGUAUUCGUAUCAGUGUGCACCGAGUCUUUUACCUUCAUAUUUAUUUAAAUAUCCACAAACUUAUAUUGAGUAUAAAUUACCGUCAGUUUUACCAUUGACGUAUGAGAAGAGAAUGAAUACACCAUUUAUUCCUGAUUUAGCAUUUCCAGGAAUAUAUAACUCCGGCAGUUGUAUCGCUUAUAAAAGAUGAUCUUGAAUUAGAAAGGAGUAAUCAGGAUCGUAAAUUGUUAAUUUCUAUCUCGGUUAAUUAAAUAUUGAUUCUUUUAUUAUUUUGAUAUCGAAUAGGUUAUUUUAUUCACUUAUUUAGCUGUUUAAAAAAACCCAAUGCGCUCUCUACAGAGUGUGAGAAACACUUCUUGUUUUAGAUGAUUAAUUAUUGAAAGUACUUUGACUUUGGCAGUACCUUAUCAGAUACCAAUGUGACAACAAUUUUAUUCGAAACUUUCAAUCGAACCAACAUACCCGUUAUGUGCGAUUUGUUCUCUAGUUGUUGCCAACGAAGCACUGUCGACAUUGUCAUUUCCAGUUAUAAGAGAAAUAUUGAUGUCAUACUUCAAUUUUUCAUGGAGUUGAUAAAAAUGAAAGGUAGAAGCAAUCACUGAAAAAAGGGAUUAAACGAGUUUUACCUCUAUAUGACAAAUGUUCGUAAUAUUGUGCGUUUAAUAGAAUAAAUUGAAAGUUUAAGAAUAGGGCGUGGUUUCGUUUGUCAUACAUACAUAAAUCCUACGAUUCUUAAGAGUCGAACGCACUUCUAAUUGUUUACUAACGUUCACCAUUUGCCCGUUGUAUGUCAAAUAACUUAAUUGUUCUCUCGUAUGAUUAGCUAGACUUUUUUAUCAAUUACUACGGAGCACUGAAUAAAUAAAAAAUGCACAUACGGACAUAAUCAUAUGGUGUCUAUUACUAAAUGCUUACGUGGAAUUAUAAUAAAAAUGUACAAAGUGUAUCAGCUAAGAUGCACAUUUGCGAUUUGCGGUAAAACGGUUCACAAUAUAAAAAAUCUGAUGUAAUGUAUAUUUAAUAUUUUCUGAUUG